AUGGGAUACAUACAUGUUUGCCUAUUGAAUGGCUCAGAGCCUUCGUUGGUCUUAAUCGAUCGUAAUUGCGGGUACAUGCAACUGGUGGAUACAGUUAUGGCUGAGAUUGGAUUGGAUCCCACUGACGUGGCAGUCACAAUGAAGUAUGUUUUGAAAAGUGAACUGCCUCCAAUUGUGAUCAAGAAUGACAAUAAUGUGCUGUCAUACAUGGCGUUGAAAGAUAUGGAACGUGACCCAUCCAAAUAUCCAAUCUUCAUUGAGGUCACGGAAGAAGAUAGCCAACAAAACAGUGCAAUGUUACCAUUUGGUGUGGAACCCAGUGGACCAAAAUUUUCAUUGAUAGAUAUGUCAUUAGAUAUAUGCGGGGCGAUAAUAGAAUCGUUGUGUGACAACUAUGAGCAUGAGGUCACGGUUGUAUCGGUCGCCAACGCUAGGGACGUGGAGAUGGGGAGGGUUUUUCGUAACAAAAAAAUCAUGAAGCUGAGCUUGUCCCUUUAUACGAUCCAAAACAUGUUUAAAUAUGUGGUUGUUCGGUUAGAUAAGAAGGACUAUCUUGUCAAGUGUUUAGAUGACGAGUGUGAUUGGAUCUGUAGAGCAUCUAGGAUGGCUAGAACGGACUUGUUUAAAAUUAGGCAUAUUGUAGAAGGUCACAGAUGUGCUUCUAACAUUGUACUUGGUUCUCAUAGGCAAGCAAUAAAAGAACUUGUAUCGCACUGCACAAAAUACAAGUACACAUCGUCACGCACUCUGUAUACCCCGAAUGAUAUAUGUAAUGACGUGUUGCAUACGUAUGGAGUAUCGUUGAAUUAUGUGAAAGCGUGGAGGUCUCGGGAGGAAACUUUGAAACUGAUUAGGGGUGAUCCAGCUGAUUCUUUUAAUAAUAUACUAAGAUUCUUUGCCAUGUUGCAACAUACAAAUCCUGGAACGGUCACAGAUCUGGAGCUUGAUGGUCACAGUAGGUUCAAAUAUUGCUUCAUGGCGCUAGUCGCAUCAAUUCGAGGUUGGGGACAUUGUAGGCCAGUUGUUGUGGUUGAUGGCACGUACUUAAGUGGACACUAUGGUGGGACGUUAUUUACAGCAUGUACACAAGAUGCAAAUAAUAGCAUAUACAUACUUGCUUUUGGGAUUAGGGAUAGUGAGAAUGAUGCCUCGUGGACAUGGUUCUUCAAAAAUUUGAGGAAUGCGUAUGGCUAUAGAGAAGGGUUGUGCUUCGUAUCGGAUCGCCAUAAUAGCAUCAAAAAUGCUAUUAAGAAGGUGUAUCCAGGAACAUGUCAUGGAAUUUGUUCAUAUCAUCUUCUUCAAAAUCUAAAGUCACGUUAUGGAAAAUCGGGUAAAAAUAUAACGCAAACAUUUAAUUUAGCUGUUCGUGCCUAUACGUUGUCAGAAUACGAAUAUAACAUGCAACAGCUUGACACGAUUAAUGGAAAGAUAAGGGGUUACCUGGACAGUGUCGGGCCCUCUAAAUGGUCACGAUUCCACAUGCCAACGAAUCGAUAUUCUACAAUGACAUCGAAUAUAGUAGAGUCGAUUAAUGCAGUCACAGAAUCUGUCAAGAACUAUCCCAUUGUAGCUUUGUUGGAGUCAUUGCGACAAACCAUACAGUCGUGGUUUUGUAGACAUCGAGAAUCUGCGCAAGCGACUUUCACAACCUUGUCAAGCAAGUAUGAGAAGCAAAUGAGGGAAAUGAGCACGGAUAUGAGAAACUUGAGGGCAAUGUUCUCAGCCAACUAUGAAAAUUUAACUUUUGUUGUUGAUAUAGAAGGACAUACACGCACGUGUAGGAUGCUUCAAGUUGAUCAACUACCAUGUCCACAUGCUGUGGUUGUGAUUGCAAGUGUGAAGAUGGAUCCAUAUGAGUUUUGUUCAUAUUAUUACACGAGAGAAGCAUACAAGAAUACUUACAACGAAACUGUUUUCCCUGUAGGAAAUCCAAAUGAAUGGAUAAUGCCCAAAGACUUUGAGAACAUAGUCGUGUUACCACCUAAUCAAAAGCAAAGUUGCGGAAGGCCUACUGAGAAGAGGUUUAGAUCUGCAGUUGAAGAUAACAUAACUGUCAAAUGCGGUUGUUGCGGUGAAAGUGGUCACAAUCGCAGAAUUUGUAGCAGUUUGGUUCCAUUAAGUCAGAUUCAAUCAAAAAAACAAAGAAAAGAUAAGAAAGUCAACAGAUGA
Molecule: messenger RNA, 2169 nt
Organism: Olea europaea var. sylvestris
Lineage: Eukaryota; Viridiplantae; Streptophyta; Magnoliopsida; Lamiales; Oleaceae
Exons: 3
Coding region: 1-2169 (722 amino acids)
Source: RefSeq, a predicted model, not a curated record